This is a messenger RNA of Tetranychus urticae (two-spotted spider mite), 3944 nucleotides long. NCBI's taxonomy places the organism in Eukaryota, Metazoa, Arthropoda, Arachnida, Trombidiformes, Tetranychidae. The record is from RefSeq and is a predicted model, not a curated record.
UUUGCGUCGAAUCAUUCAUUUCUAUCUUCAUUCUUCUUCUUCUUCUUUUCCUUCUUCAUCAUUAUCAUCAUUCCCUUCAACUCACUCUGUCUUAGUUGUGCUCUCAAUAUGAGCCAAAAGCUGGGAGUAAAACUCAAGUUUAACAGUUAUUUGUUGUUCUGUUUUUGCUAUAUUUAUUUAGCUUUGCGUUGCUUUUAUUUUACUUAUAUUUUUCCGUCUACCUUUACAACUCCCAGUCUAACUUUAUCAUCAUCCAGUGUACCAUUGUCUGUAGUAGAAUGAGCAUAAAUAGGAAACAAUAAAAAGAUUUCAAGUGUAACUUUCAACAACAAACAACCAGAGACAACAAUUAUUACCAAGUAAACUGAAUCAACAAUUUACCGAUAAUAAUCAAUGGGAUCAUGUUUAGCCAAUUUUACAAGCAACUCUUGUAACCAGUGACAAACACAAGAAUCUUGUUUCUUGUGUUUCUUCUUCCCUUGGAUUUACCUAAUUUCUGUAAUUAUUUUUACAAUCAUUUGGAUAAUCAAUUGAUCAGUGCAAGUUCAACAUUGAUUUAAGCAUAUCAUCACUUUGCUCAUCACUUUCAUUCAUAACACAAGGUUCAGUCCAAUCCAAUAGGUUCUUCUGUGCAAGUUUCGAGGAGAGUUGGAGGGUUUUCUAGGAAAAGUGCAACUGGUUUGUGAUUUUGUCUUCAUUCUGUUUCUGUGUUUUGUGAAACUUGAUGGAUUAAGGAAACCUGGAAACUGGAGAAGAAAAGUAUCCUGUCUACUUAUUUGGAGUAAUUUAUUUAAAUGGAAUCUGAUGAGAAAGGUUGAAAGCUCAAGAAUUUGGACCAAAUGGCCAUUAUGUUUUCAUUUGAGCCAGUGGAGGAGGUCAACCUUGAUUACAAGUGAAUCAAUAGAAUCGAUUGUUUUAUGUUUCCCAUCUUUGUUAACAAAUAGAACAGCCAUUUUCACCAUUUCAUUAAACUCAUCAACAAUUAGAAGGAUAUUUUUUAAAUCCAUCAUCCCUAGGAUAACGUUAAAAAGAGAUCACUUGUGGCCAAUUUAACCGAGGUACUCUCGUUACCUCAAAUAAUUUGAGGUGAUGAUGAUGUACGCUCAGUCAUUCAACCGAACUGGUGAUCUUGAUAAUAGAGUGAUCCUAAACGUUGGAGGUAUACGAUUUGAAACAUACCGAACAACGUUACGUAAAAUACCAGCCACUCGACUGUCCCGAUUGACUGAACAACUAGCAAAUUAUGAUCCAAUUUUAAAUGAAUAUUUCUUCGAUCGACAUCCUGGUGUUUUUGCUCAAAUAUUAAAUUACUAUAGGACCGGUAAACUGCAUUAUCCGACCAAUGUUUGCGGUCCACUUUUCGAGGAGGAGCUUGAAUUUUGGGGCUUGGAUGCCAAUCAGGUUGAGCCUUGCUGUUGGAUGACUUAUACUGCUCACAGGGAUACUCAACAAACCCUUGCCAUUCUGGAUAAUCUUGAUCUUGAUGCAGAUAAAUUAAGUGAAGAAGAGUUGGCAAGAAAGUUUGGUUGGGAGGAAGACUACCAUAAAGGUAACCUUUCAUGUUGGCAAAAAAUUAAACCCAAAUUGUGGCUUCUAUUUGAUGAACCUUACUCAUCUCAUGCUGCUAAAGUUACUGCUGUGAUAUCUGUUUUCUUCAUAUGUGUUUCAAUUUUCUCUUUUUGUAUCAAAACUCAUCCCAAUAUGAGAGUUCCCAAUAUACAAAAUAAAACCAUCCAAACAAAUCGUCAUUACUCUACCUGGAUGUUGGACAAGGUGAAAACUGAAGCUCAUGAUGCUUUCUUUUACAUUGAAUCCAUUUGCAAUGCUUGGUUUUCAUUUGAAAUUAUCAUUCGUUUUUUGGUUGCACCAUGUAAAUGGAACUUUACAUGUGAUAUGAUUAACAUAAUUGACUUUGUGGCAACAAUGUCAUUCUAUUCAGAUAUGUUACUCCAAAGGUUGGCCCAUGGGAUCGAGAAUGCCGACAUUCUAGACUUUUUCAGCAUCAUUCGUAUUCUUCGUCUAUUUAAAUUAACCCGACACUCUCGUGGCCUCAAGAUACUUGUACAUACCUUUAAAGCCAGUGCAAAGGAACUAUUUUUGCUCGUCUUCUUCCUUGUCCUGGGCAUUGUCAUCUUUGCAUCCCUUGUUUACUAUGCGGAAAGACUCCAAACCAAUCCCCAUAAUGAUUUUAAAAGUAUACCCGAAGGCCUUUGGUGGGCCAUUGUAACCAUGACCACAGUUGGCUAUGGUGAUAUGGUGCCCAGAACCUAUGCUGGCAUGAUGAUUGGUGCUCUGUGUGCAGUUGCCGGUGUGCUUUGCAUUGCCCUUCCAGUGCCCGUUAUCGUCUCCAAUUUUACUAUGUUUUAUUCACACACUCAAGCCAGAGAGAAGCUGCCUCGUCAACGGAGACGAGUCUGUGCUUCCCCAUUGGAUCAAGCCUCAUCAGGUACACCGGUAACGAUGGGUCCACAGGGAUUUAAUAUUGCAACUGGAUCAGCAUCGAGACGAUUCAAUGCCAUCAAAUAUCAUGGAUUUGAUCCUUUUGAAAUAAAUCUUGGUAAAUCUGGCAUUCAAAGAACUGGAAAUGUUAAAAAUUCCGUCCCAACUGCUGAUCUAAUGGUAACUGCAACCGAAAGUGGAUCAGCAAAUGUUAUACGAACAAGUAUAAUACCAAAGGUGCCUGAAAAUGAUGAACAUUUUAUUAAAGAUAACUUGGACUCUGUUGGAAGCAAAUCAUCAUCCAAGUUGAUUUUGAUUAAUAAAGAUAAUGAAUGUUUACCGGGUUCCUCGUCAUUGAUCAUUGAUGGUAAUGUUGAUGGAUAUGAUGGAUCAAGUGAUAAUCAUGAUGAGCUGUUUACGGGUAAAAAAAGGAAAUCCCUUCCAUCCAAUGAACAUGCUAAACAUGCAGUUUCCAUGGACAAUGAUAAUGAUGAUAAUAACAAUAGUUAUGCUUCUGAUAAUGUUAAUAAUUGUAGUAAUAAUAAUGGUGAAACUGGUUCAUCUAUCAGCUUAAGAACUGGUUCAAUUGAAGGUGCCUCUGAAGAUCAAUAUAAUAAUAAUAUGGAUUAUAAUGGUCAACAGCAAAAUGAACAUUCUUCUUUAACUCAUCAUAAACACCAUCAAAAUGAACAGUUUAAUGAUAAACUGUUAAAACAACGAAAAAUAUCAACAAUUGUAACAACCGAUGCUAAUAAUCAAGCAAAAGUCCAUAAAAUUCCCAGAUGUACAUCAGAUGAGAUUGUUAAAGCCUUGAAAACUGCAGCAACAGCAACAUCAACCAAUACCUGUGAAAGUGGACGACGAUCAACAAUCAACGUUUGUUCAUCCAUAUCUUACUGUUGACAUUCAAAUGAUUUGAAUUGGAAAGAAAUUAAAUCUUAUAGAUUAAACGACUUUGUUAAACUGUUACAUUGGACUCGCUUUUUUACACCUUUACAAUUGAAAUUCACUCAUUUAGAUUAGGCCAAUUGUUACCAAUUGUUUUUUAAUUUGCCUUCUCACUGGUUUUCACUAUUGCCAAGCUUAUCAUGAUUCAGCUGUGAUUUUAUGGCUAACUGGCAAUUCAUCACCAUGAACCUGUUUUUACUCAACAAACUCUUCUUUUUGUAUUCAAUUUUGGCCCAUUAUUUCUUUUUAACUAAAUUAUGAACAAUUUUUCGUCUCUUUAUCUCUGCCUAUUUGCCUCUCUUCAUCAUUGACCAGUCACUUUACUUCUAAGAUCGGAUAGUUUGAAGAGGACCGAACAAAUCAACGACAUUUUAAUCUUCUAAUCAAUUGGCUUCUUGGAUUGACAUUUUUGGCAAUAAGUUUGAUUUUUGCAAAUUCAACUCUCUUUCUCUAUCUCAACCAUUUAAUAAUUAAGUAUCAAUUGUGUGAUUCAAAGAGAUUGAGAUUUUUUCUUUUGUGACAUGAAAAUCAAAAAUAAAAUGAAAAUUAAUGCGUAA